Messenger RNA from Protopterus annectens (West African lungfish), 479 nucleotides. RefSeq names its product calhepatin-like. NCBI's taxonomy places the organism in Eukaryota, Metazoa, Chordata, Ceratodontiformes, Protopteridae. The coding region runs from base 98 to 328 and encodes 76 amino acids. The transcript has 4 exons. Gene Ontology annotation, molecular function: calcium ion binding. The record is from RefSeq and is a predicted model, not a curated record.
AAGUAUAAAAGUGACAUGAAACAGGUCCUGUCAAUUCCAACAGAAGGAGCUUUGUAACGAUUCAUCCGACUUGUGUGCCAAUCACAACUAAAGAAGAAUGUCUGUUGAUGAGACAAAACUACGUGAACGUUUUGAACUGCUAGACAAAGACAAAUCUGGAACCCUCUCGGUCGAUGAAAUAUAUCAAGGAGUGCAUGAAGUGCAUCCAGCAGUCUCCAGGGACGACAUUGUGAAGCUUAUAGAAAAGGCUGAUACAAAUAAGGAUGGGCAGGUAUCCUGGCAAGAGUUUCUUGAAGCUUUCAAGCGCUUAGCUGACCUAAAGAAGUAAAACCACAGAUAUCAACAACCGGAAGCUGCAUUCCAGUGACAGUCCACGGGCCAGAUAAAUACAUGACUUUUGUUGAUAGACAAAUAAAUACAUUGUUAAAUUCAAGAUAUCGCUUUUAUACUGUGAUACAAUAAAAUAUAAUUUUCCACAA